CAAAGUCCAGUGCAACUAGGAAGCAUAUAAUACCGAGCCUCGCCCUCCCAGGAGUAAAAUAGCUGAUAUUACUGGCUCAUGGCAACAGAACAACAGCAUUUCAUGUGAAAGGAACAGCAAGGACAACACAGGCUUCAGUUAGACUGGCUUGAGUCCUUGUUUGCAGAAUGGAUUCAAUCGUUUCUGUAUUUAGAUCCUUUGUUAACUGGGAUGUCAAAAGUCUGCUGCUCUUCACUGCAGUUUUCAUCCUCACUGCAGAUUAUUUAAAGAACCGUCGGUCGGGCAGCUUCCCUCCAGGACCCCGUGCACUUCCUAUUGUGGGCAACAUAUUCAAUGUGGAUUACAAAAGGAUCCAUGAGAGUCUGACACAGUUAUCAGAGAGAUAUGGAGAUGUGUACAGCCUACAAAUGGGCCAGGUAUGGAUGGUGGUUUUAAGCAGGCUCGAGGCUCUGAAAGAAGGUUUGAUAACUCAGGGAGACAGCCUGGCGGACCGCCAAGUCCUCCCUCCGCUGCUGGACAUUACCCAUGGACAAGGGUUAAUUUUCAGUAGUGGGAACACAUGGAAGCAGCAGAGGCGUUUUGCACUUUCAACCCUGAAAUAUUUUGGAUUUGGCAAGAAAUCACUUGAGCCCAUCAUCUUGGAUGAAUUUACACAUUGUGCAAAAGACUUCAAUAGCUAUAAAGGUAUGCCAUUCAAUCCACACUUGACCAUCAACAACACUGUCUCCAACAUCAUCUGCUCCCUGGUUUUUGGUCAUCGCUUUGAAUAUAGUGAAGAGAAGUUCAUGAAAUUGAUUGCGUUUUUUGACAAAGGUCGCGAAAUUCAAGGCUCUAUUUCAACACAGCUUUACUGCUCUUUCCCUUGGCUGAUGAAGCAUUUGCCAGGACCACAUCACACAGUCCAGCACGUGUGGGAAGAUGUAAAGGACUUCAUAAGAGUAGAGCUUGAGGAGCACAAACAAAAUUGGGAUCCUUCAGACCAAAGAGACUACAUCGACUGCUACCUCAAUGAGAUUCAGAUGAGCAAAGGUCAGGCUGACAAUACUUUUGAUGAGGAAAAUCUGGUUAUGUGUGCGUGGGAUCUGUUUUUGGCUGGAACUGAGAGCACAUCCACCACCCUGCGCUGGGCUUUCCUCUACAUGGCAAAGUAUCCUGAGAUCCAGGCAAAGGUCCAGGCUGAGAUAGACGGAGUGAUUGGACAGUCCAGACAGCCGUCCAUGGAAGAUCGUGCAAACCUGCCCUACACUGAAGCUGUCAUACACGAGAUCCAGAGGAUGGGCAACAUAGCUCCUCUCAGCCUGCCUCAUGUUACCAACAAGGAGGUCCAGCUGGGAGGCUACACAAUCCCAAAGGGAGUUAUAAUAAUCCCCAAUCUGACCUCGGUGCUGUUCGACAAGAAUGAGUGGGAGACGCCCAACACCUUCAACCCAGGACACUUUCUGAACGAGGAGGGCAAGUUUGUGAAGCCAGCUGCUUUCAUCCCUUUCUCUGCUGGUAAGCGGGUGUGUCCUGGGGAGAGCCUGGCCAAGAUGGAGCUUUUCCUCUUCUUCACCUCCUUCAUGCAGCACUUCACCUUCUCCAUGCCUAAUGGGGUGAAGCCAGUGAUGGACUAUAUUAUUGGCAUCACUCUGGAACCGGUUGAUUAUGAAAUCUGCAUAACUUCACGCUAAAAUGUAACAUAAAUAUCACUUCAAAAAGCAAAAGUCACCACGUAUGAUUCUCAGGUUUAGUUAAAAAUAUAUAUAAAACGAAUAUUUGGCUUUAAUUGUAGAUCACAGUGGAUUUAAGUCUAGUUUACAUUACCUGGCUUAAUUGUUUAAUAUUCUUUUAAGUCACUUUUUUUUACAAAGGUGACAUGAGUCCCUUUGUCUUUCUGUUGCUUAAAAUGGAUUUAGAUUUGGACUUGGAUUUCUAACACAUGACCCAGAGGACAUGGAGGCCAAUAUCUACAGAAUAUAACUUCUAUUUUGGAAAAUCACAAAAUAUGUUGUUAGGAUACUUUUUAUAUUAUAGGCUAUAUGGUUUUUAAAAACCCAAGAAGUUACAGAAAGACUGUUAAGCUUUAAGAUGAGACGGAAACUUAAUCAGCAGCAUGCAGCAUCACUUCAUAUUUUGUAUGUUUGCUAAUAUUUGCUUAAAAUUACUUUCAAAUAAAUUAUUCAAAUGUAGAUGUCUCCCUGUUUCAACAUGACAACGAGGUCGAAA
Messenger RNA from Cottoperca gobio, 2205 nucleotides. RefSeq names its product cytochrome P450 2J2-like. Gene Ontology annotation, biological process: xenobiotic metabolic process. The record is from RefSeq and is a predicted model, not a curated record. Gene Ontology annotation, cellular component: cytoplasm; intracellular membrane-bounded organelle. The transcript has 9 exons. Gene Ontology annotation, molecular function: iron ion binding; heme binding; oxidoreductase activity, acting on paired donors, with incorporation or reduction of molecular oxygen, reduced flavin or flavoprotein as one donor, and incorporation of one atom of oxygen. The coding region runs from base 168 to 1670 and encodes 500 amino acids. Lineage: Eukaryota; Metazoa; Chordata; Actinopteri; Perciformes; Bovichtidae.